Messenger RNA from Spea bombifrons (plains spadefoot toad), 1569 nucleotides. RefSeq names its product XK related 9 (gene XKR9). Bases 317 to 1420 code for a protein of 367 amino acids. Lineage: Eukaryota; Metazoa; Chordata; Amphibia; Anura; Pelobatidae. The transcript has 4 exons. Gene Ontology annotation, biological process: phosphatidylserine exposure on apoptotic cell surface; apoptotic process involved in development; engulfment of apoptotic cell. Gene Ontology annotation, cellular component: plasma membrane. The record is from RefSeq and is a predicted model, not a curated record.
AGAGACAUGGGAGUGUAAAAUGAAACCUCCUGUGUUUAGCUCUCCACUUCCUUUUACACUCUUAGAACACACAUUUUUUUCUCUUCUGGGAAGUUGCAAGUACCAAGUGUCACUAUGAAGAUCCAGCAUGGUGGUGUCUGCCUUAUUGAGCAAGUUGGUUUAAAGAAAACACGGCUUUACGUUUAUAUGCACAUUAUUCUGUUUUAAAUGGAUAAUCCAAAUCAACCAUGGAAUUGCCCAGAUCAAGUAAACCAGUUACAAAAUAUUGUAAUUUUUUGUUUUGCAGUUUGUACAAAAUGAAAACUUAAAAUAAAGGAUGAGCUUUACAAAAUGGAAUUUUCUAAUGACUGUAUUUGGGAUUUUUACCUUUCUGUUUGACAUCGGAGCUGAUAUUUGGAUUGCCAUUAAAUAUUUUCAACAAGGACAUCAUCUUUUUAGUUUUUUAACAGUUUUUUUUAUCCUUGUUUCGACGACAAUAGUUCAGGUGUUUAGCUAUACAUGGUUUAAAGAUGACUGUGAAGAUAAGGGAAAAAGGAGGUUGAGAUGGAUCCUUCUUGUACAUAUAUUUCUAUCAGGGAUCUUUCUAAGAUACUGGUAUUCACUGAAGUAUGGAUAUCAAGCAACAUUAUCUGAAGCCAAACAACAAAAUCCUUCCGACACCAAGAAGAAAGCAGUAGAUGCCAUGACAGAUAUGAGUAUGCUGCGCUGUUUUAAGACCUACCUUGAGAGUGCUCCCCAACUUAUUCUACAGUUGUUCAUCCUGCUGGAACACGGGCAGAUAAGUGUAAUUCAGUAUGCGUCUAUCUUGGUGUCUGUGUCCAGUAUCUCAUGGUCUACAGUUGACUACCAGAUGUCACUACGGAAAUCUCUACCAGGAAAGAAAGCAAUUAGCGUGGGUCUACCUGCAAUCACUUUUGUACUGUACAAACUUUUCACAUUAACCUCCUGGAUAUUAAGUAUUGUCUUUCUUCUAGCCUGCAAUCCCUACAUUUUUAUUAUUGUUAUUAUCAUCCUGGGGCUAGCAGGAUUUUGCUGGAUUUGGAAGCAACACACUGACUUCUGUACAACAAAAAGCAUGGAAGUUCUGUAUAGAAUUGUAGUAGGAUCUAUACUUAUUUUUACCUUCUUCAAUGUUAAAGGGCAAAGAACUAGAGUUGCCGUUUCAGUGUAUUAUUUUGUGAGGGUGCUUACUACCAUAGGGAUUCUUAUUUUAUGCUUCUCCAUCAAACCUCACUUUACUCAGACCUUUCUUUUUGCUAUAUUAAGUGUUUCUGUAGUUUUUACUUUGGGAUUAGGAAUAAUUUCCUUAAUCCUUUAUUAUGUGUGUUUUCAUCCAACCCUUUGCAGCAAAGAUCAGGAUAGAAUUGAUGGUCCCACGGCGGAACUAGCAGGGAGAAUUAGAUCUUUUAUAAUUCUUUAGUAUAUUUUCUUGUAUUUAGUCAUGUUUCUGAUGCAUUUGGUGCACUGUAUGAAAUUAUGAUUUAUUUAUUCCUGAAAAAAAUUCUACUUUGCCAUCAUUAUGGGCCUUUCCAGAAGAAAAGGAAUUAUUAAUUGAAACACACUUUAACC